AUGUCACGUUCCUACGUGCAGGACCUCGGCCUAAACCAGGUCAAGCCCGAACAGACACCCUCCGCUGCGAGCUCCGACGACGGCCUGGGCGACAGCCUGGACAUGUACACAAACUCGACCUUCGACUUCCUGGAUGCCGACUUUGGGUUCGACACGACUACUACCACUGCUCCCGCCGCGGGAACGGAGGAUGUUGGUGGUACGGCGGAGAAGAAGGUGAUGGACCUGUUCGCGGCAGAGGACAUGUUUGGCGAUCUGGCCGAUGUGGUCCCCGGCCCGUUUGUGGGUGGGUAUGAUAUUAUGGCGAUGCCUCCCAGCCCCUCGGUCCAGAAUAAUGCGUUCGGCGCUUCGCAGUUCCCGAUGUCGCCCCCAGCGCAGUUCACGGCGGCCUCUACGCCUAUGACGGAUGCGUCUCCGGCUACUCCGGCGCCAAAAGGGAGGAAGAAGGCGGCGACGAAUCCGGAGGCUGUGAGUGCGGCUGAUGAAGAUAAGCGCCGGCGUAAUACUGCUGCAUCGGCGCGCUUCAGAGUCAAGAAGAAGCAGCACGAGCAGCAGUUGAAGGAUAAGACGAAGGAGCUGACGGAGCAUGCACUGAAGCUGGAGGAGAGGGUGAGGAAGUUGGAGAUGGAGAAUGAGUUGUUGCGAGGACUCAUUAUUGAGAAGAACGGAGAGGGGGCGGCAUCCCUCGCUGAAGGGGGGAUGGGUUUUGCGGUUUAG
Messenger RNA from Morchella importuna, 717 nucleotides. RefSeq lists its product as uncharacterized. Gene Ontology annotation, cellular component: nucleus. Gene Ontology annotation, biological process: regulation of transcription by RNA polymerase II. Gene Ontology annotation, molecular function: RNA polymerase II transcription regulatory region sequence-specific DNA binding; DNA-binding transcription activator activity, RNA polymerase II-specific. The transcript has a single exon. The record is from RefSeq and is a predicted model, not a curated record. Lineage: Eukaryota; Fungi; Ascomycota; Pezizomycetes; Pezizales; Morchellaceae. Bases 1 to 717 code for a protein of 238 amino acids.